Molecule: messenger RNA, 6936 nt
Organism: Crotalus tigris (Tiger rattlesnake)
Lineage: Eukaryota; Metazoa; Chordata; Lepidosauria; Squamata; Viperidae
Product: zinc finger protein 208-like
Exons: 12
Coding region: 385-6375 (1996 amino acids)
Biological process (GO): regulation of DNA-templated transcription
Source: RefSeq, a predicted model, not a curated record
CUCUGCCUGGUUCGGGUGGACCGCUUGCGAGCAGGGCGGUGUGGCUCCGCGGGGCUCGGGCAGGAGAGGGUCCGUCGACCCAGAGCCUCUUCCGGGAGGAGCAGCCUCCUUCCAUCCGGAGACGGAGCCUCCCCGGCCGGUUCUCGCGGACGGGGGAAGUCCGUCUCUCUCCCAUCAAACCAGCCAGUGGAGGGAUGGAGGGGCUUUGCUGGACUGCGAAUCUCGAGGAUGUAAAAGCUGGAGGCCUGUCGAGAGCCGAAUGGUUUGAAAAUCUUCUCCAGGCUUCUCUGUGCAACUCCCUCAGAUCCCAGGACUGAAAAGACUUUUCCAGACUCAGGAGAUCCACAGGGCCCUUCUGGAUCCCUGUCAGAGAAGAGACUGGAAAUGGAUGCAAACCAGCCAGCUUGGGAGGGAGUAGGAAAAGGCCCUGCUGCUGCUCAACUUGGAGGCAGUGUGGAGAUCUGGGCAGGACUCGGGCAGAAGAUCCCAGAGAAGAAAGCUCUCAGUUCUGAGAUUCAGCAUUGGCACUUCAGGAACAGCCCCUUUCAGGAGGCCGAGGGACCGCGAGAGCUUUGCAGCCGCCUUCACCACCUUUGCUGGGGGUGGUUGCAGCCUGAGAAACACACCAAGGCUCAGAUGUUGGAUCAGGUGAUCUUGGAGCAGUUUUUGGCCGUCCUGCCCAGGGAGAUGCAGCACUGGGUGAGGGAAUGCCGACCGGAGACCAGUUGCCAGGCGGUGGCCCUAGCCGAAGGCUUUCUGUUGACCCAAGCAGAAAAGGAGCAGAGAGAACACCAGAUUCUGAGGUCCUUCCUGGCAGAGGGGUGUAACUGGAUGGAUCCCACAAAUCCCUCUCAGGAAUCAUGUUUCAGAGGGAUCUCCAAGGAGGAAUGUCAACAUCAGAAUGCCUCACUAGAUAACAAAAUGGAGUCAUCAUUGUUUAUCGGUUCCUCUCCUUGUACUGGUGGAGCUGAAAGAGUGGCUGGACUUCCAGCUCAGGGUCUUGUGUCCUUUGAAGAGGUGACCGUCCAUUUCACCAGUGAAGAGUGGUCGCUCCUGGAUUCCAGACAGAAAGCCUUGCACCAAGAAGUCAUGUUGGAAACACGUAGGAUUGUAGCCUCUUUAGCAGUCAAUGAGCAGAAGUAUGAGAAUUACCAAGAGCCAAAUCUGGUGCCAUUGGAAAUAAUAAAAAUUGAAAUACCAGAAGAGACAUUGGCAGAUAAGUGGGGAAUGAAGGAACAUGAAAAAAGCCAAACUUACAAUGGCAAUGAAAUAUUCACUCUUCAGUGUGCGGAAAUUAAUCACUUUCUAGCCCAGUGUAUUUGCAAAGAAAACAAUAUGUGCAACACACAAGAGAGUGGGGAAAUAUACAAAGGAAAAUCCAUGUUUGGUAAUGACUUUGAAAUGGAAAAGAGCUCCAACAAUAAAAGUGGUAACAUUAUUCCCCAUAAAAUGAUCCAUAUGAAGGAGAAUCCCUAUAAAUGUGAGGACGGGAAAAACAGUUGCAGUUCAAUUAAUUCCCUUACCUACCAGAAAAGGAUCCAUAUGGGAGAAAAACCUUAUAAAUGCCUGGAGUGUGGAAAGAGCUUCAGCAGCAGUAGUUACCUGACCAUCCACAGAAGGGUCCACACAGGAGAGAAACCUUAUACAUGCAUAGACUGUGGGAAAAGCUUCAGUAUGAAAAGUUCUCUUACUUCUCAUAAACGGGUUCAUACAGGAGAGAAACCUUAUAAAUGUCUGGAGUGUGGGAAAAGCUUCGGGAACAGAGAUCAUCUGACUUCUCAUCAAAGGACCCAUACAGGGGAAAAACCUUAUAAAUGCACAGACUGUGGAAAGACAUUUAAUUGGCAUGGCCACCUGACUUCUCACAAAAGGAUUCACACGGGAGAGAAACCCUAUCAAUGCCUGCAGUGUGGGAAGAGCUUCAGUAUGAACAGUUCCCUAACUUCACAUAAAAGGAUCCAUACCGGAGAGAAACCCUAUCGAUGCUUGGAGUGCGGAAAAAGCUUCAGUAUGAACAGUUCUCUUAUUUCUCAUACAAGAGUUCAUACCGGAGAGAAACCCUUUCAGUGCCUGGAGUGUGGAAGAAGCUUCAGUAUGAAAAGUUCCCUUACUUCUCAUCAAAGGAUUCACACUGGAGAAAAACCCUACAAAUGCGUAGACUGUGGUAAAAACUUCAGUAUGAAAAGUUCCCUUACAUCUCAUCAAAGAGUCCAUACAGGAGAGAAACCCUAUCAAUGCUUAGAGUGUGGGAAGAAGUUCAGCCAUAGCAGUCAGCUUACUUCCCAUAAAAGGGUCCACACAGGAGAGAAACCCUUCACAUGCACAGUGUGUGGAAAGAGCUUCAGCAACAGCAAUCACCUGACUUCCCAUAAAAGAAUGCAUACAGGGGAAAAACCCUAUAAAUGUACAGAUUGUGGAAAAAGCUUCAGUAUGAACAGUUCCCUUACCUCUCACAAAAGGAUCCAUUCAGGAGAAAAACCCUAUAAGUGUGUUGAGUGUGGAAAAAGCUUCGGUAUGAACAGUUCUCUUAGAUACCAUAAAAGGAUCCAUAUGGGAGAAAAACCCUAUAAAUGCAUAGAAUGUGGGAAGAGCUUCAUCCGACGCAGCGAUCUUGCUUCCCACAAAAGGAUCCACACGGGAGAGAAACCCUUUAAGUGUACAGAAUGUGGAAAGAGCUUCAGUAUAAAUAGUUCUUUUAAUUAUCAUAAAAGGCUCCAUACAGGAGAAAAACCCUACCAGUGCCUGGAGUGUGGGAAGAGCUUCAGCAAGAGCAGUGUUCUGGCUUACCACAAAAGGAUCCAUUCAGGGGAAAAACCUUAUAAAUGCACAGACUGUGGUAAGACUUUCAAUUGGUAUGGCCACCUUACUUCUCAUAGAAGGAUUCACACGGGAGAGAAACCCUACAGAUGCCUGGAGUGUGGAAAAAACUUUAGUCAUCGUGAUUCCCUUACUUCCCAUAAGAGGAUCCACACAGGAGAGAAACCCUAUAAAUGUAUGGAAUGUGGGAAGAGUUUCAGUCACAACAGUCACCUUACUUGUCAUAAAAGGAUCCAUUCAGGGCUGAAGCCGUAUAUAUGCAAUGAAUGUGGAAAAAGUUUUGUUACAAGAGGUUCCCUUACUAAACACAUUAGUAUUCACACAGGGGAGAAACUGUAUCAUUGCAUAGAGUGUGGUAAGUACUUCCGGUUGAAAAGUCAUCUAAAUUCCCAUAAAAGAAUACAUAACAAGAAAAAAGCAGUCGAAAUGCUUUGCUCCCAGCACGACGCGCUCUCUUGGCAGCCGGCUGAUUGUAUGCCACUGCACAUGCUCGACUCCGUCUGCGUGGUCUGGAUAAUGCAGGCUAAGAGGAAAAUGGAGGUUUCCUGGGCAGGACAAGAAGAAAUAUUAAGUUGUACCUUCAGGCUAAAAGAAGAAGUUGAACCCUUUCCUGUUUCCAUCCUGUCUCUCUCCUUCCUAGUGGAUGCAAUGGAAUCACCGUUGGUCCCUGAAUCAUCUCCUUCUAUUGGUGGAGUUGAAAGAGUCACUAGAUUCCCAACUCAGGGUCCUGUGUCCUUUGAGGAGGUGGCCGUCUAUUUCAACAGCGAGGAAUGGUUGCUGCUGAAUCCCAGCCAGAAAGCCCUGCAUCGAGAAGUUAUGUUGGAAAUGUCUGGGAUCAUGGCCUCUUUAGCCUUUGAUGCUCAGAAGGAAAAUCAUCAAGAGCCAAAUUUAGUGCCGUUGCAAAUAAUCAAGACUGAAAUACCAGAAGAGAAACCUACAAAUAAGUGGGGAAGGAGGAAACAUGAAAAGAAGCACAAUUGGAGAGAAAAAUCUAUUCUUGAAUGUGUGGAAAUGAAUCACUUCCUGACCCAACAUGACUCCAAAAAAAAUAUAUGGAAAUAUCAAAAGAAAAAAACAUUCAAAGCAAACCCCAAUUUUAGUAACUACUCCAAAAUUGGAAAGAGCUUCAGCAGUAAUAAACUUACUCACCAUAUAAUGACCCAGGCAACGGAGAAGCCGUACAGAGGUGUGGACUGGGGAAAAAGUGUUGGGUGGAGAGAUAAUCUAACUUCCCAUAAAAGAAUACAGUCAGGGGGAAAGCCCUAUAAGUGCACGGUCUGUGGGAAAAGAUUCAGUUCAAACAGUUCCUUUGCUUCUCAUAAAAGGAUCCAUGCCAGAGAAAAAUCCUAUGAGUGCCUAGAAUGUGCAAAGAGCUUCAGGAACGGGGAGUGUCUCAAAUCCCAUAAAAGGAUCCAUACAGUGGAAAAACCUUAUAAAUGUGUGGACUGUGGUAAAAAGUUCACUGUAAAGAGUUCCUUUACUUCCCAUAGAAGGAUGCAUACUGGAGAAAAACCUUUUAAAUGCAUACAGUGUGGGAAGAGCUUCAGCACUAGUAGUUACCUGAUAUGCCAUAGAAGGAUCCAUUCAGGGGAAAAACCCUAUACAUGUGUAAACUGUGGAAAAACCUUCAGAAUGAACGCUUGUUUUCCUAAGCAUAAAUUGAUCCAUGUGGAAGAGAAACCAUUUAAAUGCAUAGAGUGUGGCCUUAGCUACAGAAAUAGUAAUCAACUGACCUCCCACAACAGGAUCCAUUCAGGUGAAAAACCUUAUAAAUGCACUGAGUGUGGAAAACCCUUCAGGACAUGCAGUUCCCUUGUUUCCCAUAAAAGGAUCCAUACAGGAGAGAAACCCUAUAAAUGCAUGGAGUGUGGAAAGUGCUUCUGUGUAAAGAGUGCUCUUACUUCUCAUAAACGGAUUCACACAGGAGAAAAACCCUAUAAAUGCAUAGACUAUGGGAAGGGCUUUAGACAAAGCUGUGCCCUUGCUUCCCAUAUACGGGUUCACACAGGAGAAAAACCGUAUAAAUGCAUGGAGUGUGGAAAGAGCUUCUCUAUAAAGAGUUCUACUUCUCAUGAAAGGAUUCACACAGGAGAGAAACCCUAUAAAUGUCUAGAGUGUGGGAAGAGCUUCAGCCAAAGCAGUCAACUUAGUUUCCAUAAUAGGAUCCACACAGGGGAAAAACCUUAUAAAUGCACAGACUGUGGAAAGACCUUCGCUGGCAGUGGUUAUCUGACUUACCAUAAAAGGACCCACACAGGAGAGAAACCCUAUAAAUGCCUGGAAUGUGCAAAGAGCUUCUGUGAUAACCGUGUCCUUAUUUCUCGUAACAGGAUCCACACGGGAGAGAAAUUGUAUGUAUGCAAUGAAUGUGGGAAGAGUUUGAGUUCAAGCAGCUCCCUUACUUACCACAUUAGGAUCCAUACAGGGGAAAAGCCCUAUACGUGCAUGGUCUGUGGAAGAAGAUUCAGUGUAAAGAGUUCUCUUACUGCUCAUAAAAGGAUCCACACAGGAGAAAAAUCCUAUAAAUUCAUGGAAUGUAGAAAGAGGUUCAGGAAUAGAGAGUGGCUGAAGUCCCAUAAAAUGAUUGGUCUCCAGGAAAAACGUUAUAAAUGUAUAGACUGUGAGAAAAGCUUCAGUGUAAAGAGUUCCCUUACUUCUCAUAAAAGGAUCCAUACUGGAGAAAGACCCUUUAAAUGCCUGGAGUGCGAAAAGAGCUUCAGGCGAAGUGGUGACCUGGCUUCCCAUAAAAGAAUCCAUACAGGAGAGAAACCAUAUAAAUGCCUGGAGUGUGGAAAGAGCUUCAGUAUGAAUUGUUCUCUUACUUCUCAUAAAAGGAUCCAUACAGGAGAGAAACCCUUUAAAUGCAUAGAAUGUGGGAAGAGCUUCUGUCAAAGCAGUGCGCUUGCCUCCCAUAAAAGGACCCACACAGGGGAAAAACCCUACACAUGCCUGGAGUGUGGAAAGAGCUUUAGGAACAGCAGUUAUCUGAACUCUCAUAAAAGGAUUCACACGGGAGAGAAACCCUAUAAAUGCACGGAGUGUGGGAAGAAUUUCAGUUUAAAAAGUUAUCUUACUUCUCAUAAAAGGAUCCAUACAAAUGAGAAACCGUUUAAAUGCAUAGACUGUGGGAAGGGCUUCAGCCAAAGCUGUGGCCUUGUUUUCCAUAAACGGGUUCAUACAGGAGAGAAACCCUAUAAAUGCAUGGAGUGUGGAAAGAGGUUCAGGAACAGCAGUUAUCUGAACUCCCAUAAAAGGAUUCACACGGGAGAGAAACCCUAUAAAUGUCUGGAGUGUGGGAAGAGCUUCAAUCAAAGCAGUCAACUUACUUCCCAUAACAGGAUCCACACAGGGGAAAAACCUUAUAAAUGCACAGACUGUGGAAAGACCUUUAUUGUCUGUGGCCAGCUGACUUACCAUAAAAGGUCCCACACAGGAGAGAAACCCUAUAAAUGCCUGGAAUGUGGAAAGGACUUCUGUCACAGACGUUCCCUUACUUCCCAUAAGAGGGUCCACACGGGAGAAAUCAUAUGUAAUGCAAUGAAUGUGGAAAGUGUUUGAGUACAAGCAGCUCCCUUACUUACCACAUUAGUAUGCACACACGGAAGAAAUUGUAUCAGUGCAUGGAAUGUGGGAAGAACUUCACGUUGAAAAGUCACUUUACAUCCCAUAAGAGGAUCCAUACAGGGAAGAAAUCUUAGAAAUGUAUGGAAUAGCGAUAGGACUUGGAUGUAUAUUUAAUGGCGCAUAGUGCUUUAUAGCAUUCUGUGGGUGGUUUACAAUGUCAGCAUAUUGCCCUGGCAAUCCGGGUCCUCAUUUUACUGACCUUGGAAGGCUGAAUCAACCUUGAGCCCGUCAGAAUUGAACUCCAAGUAUUUCCCAUUGAAUGUGGAAAGACUUCUCGUGAAAUGUGGACCCUUUUCAUGAAAGAAUCCAGAGGGGAAAAAUAUCCAUGCAUGGUGUUUGGAAAGCAAUCAACUGAUUUCCCAUAAUAUGACUCACAUCAUGGAAAUGCCUGUAGGGACCAAAGUGUCCUUCAUUUCUGUAAAAGGAUCUACUGCGAUAUGAAACGAUAUAAAAGUAUGAAAUGCAAAAAGAAGCUCAGUAAAGUCUGGAAAAAGA